UAAAUUUUCCAAAAUCUGUCCGGGCGUUUUCUGCAUUGGGAGUAACUUAAAAUUCCGUCCCCUCAUUCUUAUAGUACGAACACUGGGAGUUGACCAGAUGGUGUGGACCUUUCUAUUCUUAAAAGAAAUUUGUAUGAUGACGGAGUAGUACCAAAAUUUUAAGAACUACAUUUCAGUUAGAAAACGAGAAGCCACAUUCAACCUACGGACGACCGCCACUAUUCAAGAUUAAUCAAACUAGCCCUACACCAUUAAAGGAAAUUAAUCGGGAAAUAAAGCUUUUUGUUCCUAAGCACUGUCAGGAAGUAUUUUAUAACCGAAUGGCUCAUCAAAAUUGGUAUUUACAAAAACAACUGGAACGCACAACUGGAUGCAAAAUCCAUGUACGUAUUGAAGGAAGUGAAAUGCAUGUUGUCAUAGAGGUAAGUAUAAAAUUAAAUUUAAGUAUUAAAAUUAAAAAAACUGAGUAUGUAUUAUAA
Messenger RNA from Meloidogyne enterolobii, 479 nucleotides. NCBI's taxonomy places the organism in Eukaryota, Metazoa, Nematoda, Chromadorea, Rhabditida, Meloidogynidae. The record is from the annotation of a GenBank genome assembly.